AUGGUGAUACUUCUCGAGGCUCUUACGAGGCCAAACGUCGCGGUCAACUCGGAUGCGACUGUCUCAGGUCCGAAUACAGAUGUCGUUUCAGACUUCGAAAUCCAGGGCUGGCUACCAUGGACUGACUUCAACUAUGCUACGCUUACUCGGAUCUUCAGGAGGGAACUCGGACAGGAAUACCGCGGUGAGCAGCAGCCGAGACCAGUGCAGCACGACCUAGACAUCUACAACGAAGACAGCUUUGACGACCUCCUGCGAAGGUUUGUCAGCCCCACAAUCAAUUAUGUCUUGGAGAAUCAGGCGGGCUCUUGCCACUAUGGCCGUGGAACUAGGUGCCCUGUGGAGAACUACAAACCGGACUGGUCGGUGAUUUCCGAUCAGUGCAUCAACAGCGACGGGCAGUUCGCGAAUAUCCUCCCCGGGGACACAAAACUCGAUUCCAAAUGGCGCCCGGAGAUGGUUAACGAGCCCCAGAAUCGAGACGAGUGGGAAAAGGUCAUCACGCAGAUCAGCACUUACAUUGCUUGGCAUCAUUCGCGAUACGGGUUCAUCAUCACAGACGCGCUCGUGGUUGCUCUCAGGAUUACCCGCUGCGAGCCAGAGGACGGUAUCGCAGGUGGUCCAUGUCAUCGGGCGGCGGUUCGUCAUAUGCCGACGACAACCCGCUACAGAGACUUGAAGGGCUACAUCCACAACACGUCGGGGGCGAGAAAGGAGCGGCUUCCCAGAGGCGAACAGCUCUACGACACCGCCCCCCAAUCCGGUGAGCCGGCCGCAGGCGAUUACGAGCCGGCCGCCGCCGCCACGUGGGAGGGGAGCGAGGACCCUGCUGACCCGGGUCACUACGCGAACCUGGCGGGACCUAGUAGCGCUAGCCAUGAGACACUGCACUUCAGUCAAGCAAGUAGCCCCUUUGCGAGCGGAGAGUUUUCGGGGGGCCUAGAGACGGCGGAGGAGGGAUACGCCGGAGCUGGUGGCGAUGAUUAUGAGGAGGAUGAGGGUGCUGGCGGCGGCGACAACGACGACGAUGACCGGACCGAAGUUGGGUCUGCUGUCAAACGUGUCACUGUCGCGGUUAAAAAGCACAGGGUUAGCAGAAAGCUUUAUUUUGUGGACUCCAGAGGGAGCCAGCGAGACACCUUCAAGGAGGAGUGGCGCAAGGUCCCAGGCGGCAACGUGCUCCGGACAUUGCCCUGGAAGCUGCGACCGCCUCAUAUCAAAGUCUCCAAGUUAGAACGCUUCUUCCUGUGCGACAAAGAAUACAUGGCUAUCGUGUACGAAUAUGUCGAGGAAGGCGAGAAUGUCGAGGACGCCCUUCAGGCAGCGAUGGACUUCUGGCUCGCCGGUUUUUGCGGCACCCUUUCCCCGCUCCUAAAGAACUGGAAGAGCAGCGUGCUCGUGGAUCUGUGCGAUAUCAAGGGGUUACCCCAGGGCCCCGCUUAUCCUCGGCCGUUGCCUGCACCCCAGCUCCCCCGUUUCAAGCCCCGGCUACUUCCUACGCCCCGGUCCCCGAGCCAGUCUCCGACUCCGCCUCCACUAACACCCCUAGGCCCGUCACCGAGCCCGUCACCAAGCUCGUCACCAACGCAGCCCGCAGUCCAGUCUCCUCGUUUCUAUAGUUUGCUCACAAGGGCUCAUCAGACGACAGCUGGACAGAGAGUGCGUAGAAGGAGAAUGUCUCCAAAUAAUCCGCAGGUGUAA
Messenger RNA from Chaetomium globosum CBS 148.51, 1701 nucleotides. RefSeq lists its product as uncharacterized. The record is from RefSeq and is a predicted model, not a curated record. NCBI's taxonomy places the organism in Eukaryota, Fungi, Ascomycota, Sordariomycetes, Sordariales, Chaetomiaceae. The transcript has 4 exons. The coding region runs from base 1 to 1701 and encodes 566 amino acids.